AUGGCCGAAUCGCCACUUAGAAUUAUUAUCGUCGGCGGCUCGGUAACAGGGCUGACACUGGCACAUUGUCUUGAUCGAGCAGGAAUAGAUUACAUCGUGCUGGAGAAACAUAAGGAAAUUCAUCCGCAGAUUGGCGCAUCAGUAAUCAUUUUUCCCAACGGAGGUCGAAUUCUAGAGCAGUUGGGUCUGUAUCAGAGGAUAGAAGGGUUAACUCAGAAGAUCAGACGGAUCCAUACAUGCUUUCCGGACGGAUUUCAUUAUGAGAGUAAUGUCCCUGAGCUGGUGAAGGAGUUGUUCGGCAUGGACUUUGCUAUUUUGGAGCGAAGGCAGCUUCUUGAAGUCUUGUACAUGGGACUACGGGACAAAUCCAGAGUGCAUACCGGUAAGCAGGUGACCAGUGUGCUGCCCACUGAGUCUGGUGUUUCGGUGACAACAGCAGACGGGGCCAGAUAUGAUGGUGAUCUCGUUGUGGGAGCGGAUGGAGUGCAUAGCUUCGUCCGGUCGGAGAUGUGGCGUAUCGCGGAUCUCGAGCAUCCAGGGCUUAUAUCAAAGAAGGAAAAGACUGACAUGACGGUGGAAUUUGCCUGUGUUUUCGGUAUCUCAAAUCCAGUAGAAGGGGUCAAGUCUUGGGAACAUGUCAUUAGAUACAACCCCGGCGUGACACUCUUUGUGUUUCCUGGAACGGAUAAUGGCAUCUUCUGGCUCUUGUUUCGGAAGCUGGACAAAAGGUAUACCUAUCCCGACACUCCUCGGUUCACAAAGGAGGAUGCGAUCUCCACGUGUGAAUCAUUAGCCGACCUUGCUGUGUGGGAGCACAUCCGUUUCAGUGAUAUCUGGGGGCAACGACGAACUUUCCACAUGACAGCUUUGGAGGAAGGCUUGCUAGGGACAUGGCACUAUGGCCGUAUAGUCUGCAUUGGAGACAGUGUCAGCAAGAUGACCCCUAAUCAAGGGCAAGGGGCUAAUACAGCCAUUGAGGCUGCAGCUGGCCUGACGAAUGUGUUGUUCUCCUUAAACCAGAAUACCGAGGGAAAGCGCCCAUCGGAGGAUGAAAUUCAGCGGGGACUCGGCCACUUCAACACGACACAAUUUCAACGCCUGUUAGCGAUCCAUCAAAGCUCUGAGUUCCUUACUCGGCUCCAGGCCUGUGAUGGGUUGGCGAAAUCGGUAUUUGCCCGAUAUGUGGCGCCAUAUUGUGGAGGUACUAUUGAGGGAAUUUCUGGACUGGCGACGACUGGCACCGUCCUUGAAUUUGUCCCCCUUGCAGAACGCUCUGGAAAGCAUUGGUCACCCAUAUCCUCUUGGGCGCCAUGGAUAUCCAAGAUGGCGUAUUUGGGAACUCGAACAUUCGUUGGCCUAGCGAUUGCAUCACUUCCAGCAGGCUUUGCGUGGACAUUGUACAAAAUAGCUAUUCCUAGAGUGCUGCGUAGAUGA
Messenger RNA from Aspergillus oryzae RIB40, 1434 nucleotides. RefSeq names its product FAD-dependent oxidoreductase. The record is from RefSeq and is a predicted model, not a curated record. The coding region runs from base 1 to 1434 and encodes 477 amino acids. Gene Ontology annotation, molecular function: FAD binding. The transcript is spliced from 4 exons. Lineage: Eukaryota; Fungi; Ascomycota; Eurotiomycetes; Eurotiales; Aspergillaceae.